GUUAAGGGCUUGUAAGUAAGGAUUUCACUGUAAGGUCUAAACCGGUUGUAUUUGGCGCAUGUGACAAAUAACAUUAGAUCUGUUUUGAUUUCAGCCUUGGAACUAGAAACACAGGGACAAGCUGUUGCCUGUGGGGUCUUUGUGGCUGUGCUCUGUCUGCUUGAUUGAUGAUAUGGGAGUGGCUCUUAUAGACCACAUGGGGAUUCAAGGCAGAUUCAUUCCCUCCAGAACCAUCAACUGUGUUAGCCUCAAUUUCCUCCCAACCCCAUCUUCCAAAAUACAUGAAAUCUUAUCAAGUUAAAACAUUCCUAAAGAUUAACCUAGUAUGCACACCUGCCUUUUUAUCAACAAGAAGAGACAGGUGUGUGGGUUUAGGGGUGGUAGUGGUUGGUGUGUGUGUACAGUACUAGUCCGUACAUUUCUUUGUGUUGGUGUUAUUCACACAUGCUGAUUGGUUGGAUGCUUAUUAAACCUAUACUAUACUGAGUGGGGCAUGCAUUUCGUUCUUCAGUGAAAUGAAAAAUAAUUCAAUAUCUGUGGUGACCAGGCGCUGUAGUGAACAGUAGCUGUUAGACCACUCUAGGGGAAGGAAGUCAGGGAAAACCCCAGUUUUGUUGCAAUCCCCAAACUUGCAUCAGAGAACGUCUGUUAGACGAUUAGCAGUUGUUCCCAUCAUUCUUGUUUGUAAUGAGGCCUAUGGGUAUGUUUCAUAACCAGUAGUGGUAUUGGCUUUCGAAGAGGUAGUCCACAGCUUAUGAAAAGCCAGGAUUCUACGAGUGGGGUGGAGACUAGACUGUCUCAUCCAUGAUCCACCCCAUGUUGCAAUAGCUGCUGUGGCUUACUCAAUAACUGUUUCCUACAGGAGCAGCAGGACAUUUGUCUGUCAGCACAAACAGCAAAAAACUAAUGUCUCAACUACUUCAGCAGAGGAACUUACAUUCAUCACAGCAAUGAGAAGAGCAAAGCAUGUUACAGAAGCUGUGCUGUGUGAUUCUACUCAUCAUCCAGAAGGACACAGAAAGUAUACAGGUGAUUGAAGGAAGCAGGACUGUGGUACAGGGGGAGGAUGUGGACUUAUCCUGCAGACUGAUAGAGACAACCGAGGACCUCGAACAGAUAACAUGGCAGAAAAGUACUUUGGAAGAAACACAGAACCAUAAUUUUCUGCUGAUUUAUCCCAAUGGGGUUACUAACUUUAUUGCACCAAAUGGAUUGAAAGGUAGAGUCCAGUUUAUUGGAAACCCAUCAGAAAACCUUGGAUCUAUUAGAAUAACAGCUGUCAGACUGUUGGAUGAAGGCACCUUCACAUGUAUCUUCAGUGUUUUCCCCAGUGGACCAUACAAUACAGAGAUUCCUCUGACUGUGCUUGCUCCUCCAGUAGUGAGUGUGACAGUUGAUGUUCCUCCUGUCAUUGGGGAGGAUGAGGUUGUCUUGGCAACCUGUGUGGCUGCUGGUGCCAAGCCACAGGCAGAAGUGAAGUGGAUUUCAGGUACAUUCGGCAGUUUGUUGAGGACAAUGACAAACUCCACCCAGCACGCCAAUGGAACUACCACAGUACUCAGCCACCUGCUCGGGGUGCCAACCAGAGCAGCCAAUCAGCAGCAGGUCCAGUGUGUGGUCAACCAGUCUGCCCUGGCAACAGAAAGGAGCUACAACUACACCAUAAACAUCCACUAUCCACCUCAGUCAGUGAACAUCACCCUUAGUGAGGCCUCUAAAGCCACAUUCUUCCUAUGUGUAGCAGACGGCAACCCACAACCCAACUACACCUGGAGCAGAGUGGUCCAACCAUGGCCUGUGUCUUCAGUGAGAGCAGAGGGAGACAUACUGCACCUCAUCGGUCUCAGCUCUGAGCUGAAUGGUCUCUAUGUCUGUGAGGCCUCCAACCCCUACGGACGAGCAACUGGCUCCCUCUAUGUACACACAUCCUCUGAGACCUCUGCUGCCUGUUGGGUUCUACUCAUUGUCAUUCUAUGUCUGAUUGUUACUGCGGCUGCACUCGUAUGGUACUGGAGGAAAUACGGACAGUGUCCUUGGAAUUCAAUCAUGGCCAAUCACCAGUUCCAGGCACCCCCACAGGUUGAGGAAGAUGAACCUGGGACGUCUGGGUUCUAACACUCCAAACCAGGAAGGCGGAUAAGGACGAAGUAUCAUGAUAAAUCACUGUACAGGCUGAGAGCAGAUGCCAGAAGAAUCUCAGACAUGCAAUGGGUGUGGGAAGAUUUCCUGUCUGCACAUUCUCCAUUGUUCUAACCAUUUGCAAAGAAGAGGCACAUUCUCCAACCAUCUAAUGAACAGAGACCCUAGCAGUAUUCACUGUGACAUUAGAAACCUCGGCUCUGCCCCUCCUCCACCACAGCUUCUCUUGUGGACUGCCUUGUCAUGGUGGAGGGGCUUUGUUUCUUCAGCGGGAACAACAACUCUCCUGUAUGUACAGUGGGG
This is a messenger RNA of Coregonus clupeaformis (lake whitefish), 2442 nucleotides long. Its product is annotated as nectin-3-like. The record is from RefSeq and is a predicted model, not a curated record. Lineage: Eukaryota; Metazoa; Chordata; Actinopteri; Salmoniformes; Salmonidae. Gene Ontology annotation, biological process: homophilic cell-cell adhesion; heterophilic cell-cell adhesion. Gene Ontology annotation, cellular component: adherens junction. The coding region runs from base 967 to 2115 and encodes 382 amino acids. The transcript is spliced from 10 exons.